CCUCCAUAUCGCACGCCACGCCUCGAUCGAAAAGGUCGCUGAAUGAUCUCAACAUGUUGAGCACGCUCUUUGUGCGCAAACUCCCUCCUUGACGACUUUCCUUUCAUGAACUUCCCCUAGAAACCAGCUCACCGCCCGGGUCCACAUUGCACUGGUGUUACAGAUUGCUAAGCCAGUAAUAUGGAAGCAGCCAUCAGAUGGUCACCUCAUGCGACCCAGCAUACUCCACGGUUCCUUGUCAUUGACGUCGCCGGGAAUCGCCUACGGCUUUGUCAGGUCGACAAGUUUGAGAAGAGCAAGGUGAAAUACAAGCAAAUAUGCCUCCGCGACAAGCUACCCAACUACACCGCCUUCGACUGGUCCAAACGGGACGAGACCAUAGUCGGCAUCGGCUCGGCUUCAGGAGAGGCCGUCAUUCUGCAAAUAGACCCGGACCGCCCCCAGCAAGAGUACAUGCAUGCCUUCCCUAUCCGACACCAGAGGAAAUGCAACUCCAUAGCUUUCAGCCUGAAGAAUUUUGUCGCUACGGGCUUAGAUCGUGUCCGGAACGACGUCUGUCUCAACAUCUAUGAUCUAAAUAAUCCUAAUCUUACUUCGAGCUCAGAACCAUACAAGAAGUUGGCGAGCUCAGAGGCUAUUUCCAGCAUCAAGUUCUUUUCCGGCCAGCCAGAUACCUUAGUUGCAGGCGUUUCAAGGCAGUGUAUUCGAAUUUACGAUUUGCGGGACUCUGCUACCUCGGGCGUUGCUCAAUACCCAACACGGCAAGUCCACAACAUUGCUAUAGACCCAUUGGACGAGAAUUAUUUCAUCUCAGCCGGCACCACUGGAGAUCCUACCGUCUCUGUUUGGGACCAACGGUUCGUAAAGCAGAGAAACACUGGAGAUUCUGCCACUAGCGGAUCUGUGCUAGAGUUCAGGCCGAUAGUGGACAACAGCCAUUCAGCAACUAUAUGGAGCUUGCGCUAUUGCGGGACCAAGAAAGGGACUUUCGGCGUUCUGGCGAACACGGGCGAAUUCAAGAUCAUUGAACUCGCUCAGCAUUCGCACAGGCUGGAGCCACACCAAAACUCAAAUAGCGGCCCGUAUGCUCAGUCAUGGGUGUCUCAACACUACACCAAAAUCUCCCACAAUUUACGAUAUCCAUGGUACGAUGAGAGGCAUCGUCAAGCAGAACAAACUCGUGUCGUGGCCUACGAUUUCAUGGCGGUCGGGAGCCCGUUCACGGGACCAUGCGCGGUCGGUCUGUAUCCGAACAGAGAUGUCGAGGUUUUCAAGUCUCCACCUCCGGCACCUCGUAUCAGCGUCACGGCACUAGAGGAGAUCUACAAAGACAGAACUAUCAUUGCUAGACCCAGCCAGCGCCAAGGCACUGUAGCAGAAGAUCUCAUCGAGCUGCAAAAUAAGGCGCUAAGUGAGCAGCUCAACAUCAAGCCCGAGCCAAGAGACAGUCUUAAUGGAAGGCUGGACAAGCUCAACAUUGACCACCCGCAUCAAAGUAUCCCCCCGCAAUCGGCUACCCAGUCAAGCCGCCAAGUGCACGAGGACGUCCUUACAUUGGCUUAUCCGGACGUGAAGAUACCGCUUCCGGAUUAUCUGAAGGUACUUCAAACACAGAAGCGACGAUGUCAGGAAGGCUACAACCUCGACUGUCGAAAAAAUAAGGCUAUCGUGGCCAAUGAUCCAUGGUUGGUCGAGGCAUGGAACCUAGUCGAACGAAUGGACGCACAUGCCUGGGGUGACGGCAUGGUAGGCGCUGGACUGGAUCUAAAAUACCUUGGCGUAGCUUCCAUCUGGGCGAACGAGCUCACUAUGUACGAUCAGCGUCUGAUCGAUCCAGACACGGAAACGUCGGAGGCCAUCAUGGUCGAAGCGGUGAAGGAUAUUUGCGAGCACAAGGAGUUUCCGCCCUUUUCCGGCAUCUCUACCCAAUUCCCGGACAACCGACAGCUCUGCCUCUCCCUCUGCGGUUGGAACCUCUCCAAAGUCGGCCUGCGCGAGCGCUGCUCAAUGCUCAUCGACGGAGGCCAAUACUAUAAAGCCAUCGGCCUCGCCGUCUUCCAGGGCUACAAAGAUGUCGCUCUCGACAUUCUCAAAGAAACUAUCAGACAAAAGCAACUCGAAAACAUUGGUCUCGGCGCUGUCAUAGCUUGCGACUCCGUGAACGAAGACCAGCGCCAUCUCUGCGCCUGGAUGGCCGACAUGACCGACGAACCCUAUCUCAAGGGCCUCCUCGCCUACUUCAUCAGCGGCGACUGGACCACCGUCGUCGAAAUGACACAGGUCUCCCUCACGGACCGCGUCGGCGUCGCCCUCAAAUAUCUUCCCGACGAAAAAUUAACGCACUUCCUCCGCCUCUGUACCCAAGAAACAAUCGCCUACGGCAAUAUCGAAGGCCUGCUGCUCACGGGCCUCACAAACCGUGCAAUGGACCUCCUCGAGCAUUACAUCGCCAAAUUCGGUGACCUACAAUCCUCCGUACUAAUUCUCUCGCGCGCCUGUCCGCUAUAUAUACAAGACCCCCGCUGGACGCUCUGGAAAGACAUGUACCUCAACCAAAUGCAGGUCUGGCGCACCUUCCUUGAGCGCACACACUACAUCAAAGAGCACAACCUGCGCUGCGUCUCCCGCGAAGGCCGCAGCAUAAACAAGCCCUCCUCCCCUUCUCUCGUGCUCCGCUGCUCGCGCUGCCAGCAGAACCUCGCUCUUCGCAAAGACCCCAAGUCCACACGCCAAUAUCUCGUCCCCGUCAGCGCUUCCGCUUCCAAACACCACACUGGCCCCCAGCCACGGCCCCACCCCCCUAAGGGUGCCACUUCGUCGCCCGCAUUGGCGUGCCCGAAUUGCAACAUGCAGAUGCCAAGGUGCGGAAUUUGCAUGAUGUGGCUGGGUAGUCCAGAUCCGGCGAAGGUGGGCGCGGCGCAGACACUCAAGGAGGAGGAUCUGGAGGCGAGGCUCAUGGUUUUUUGUAUGAGUUGUGCGCAUGGGUUUCAUGGCCAUCAUGCGAGAGAUUGGUUUGCGAGGCAUGCUAUGUGUCCGGUGCCGGAUUGCCAGUGUAUGUGUGGCUUGCUGAAGUAAAGAUGAAGGACACUUAUAGCUGUGCGAGCAAGAAGAGAGAGAGAGCGCGCGAUAUGAAAGGUUUUCGAUCAAGGGGGAGUUGAGCGGACAGGUGAUUAUCUCAAAGAUUCCAUGUUCACUUUGCUGAUCAUGGGGUUCGCACAGAGACGAAGUGACCGGUUAGACGGCUUCCUCUAGCUAGAUUCACGUAUUUUGUGGAUUUGCCCGCUGACGCUGGGCCCGCCGUAUACACAAUGC
This is a messenger RNA of Trematosphaeria pertusa, 3312 nucleotides long. RefSeq lists its product as uncharacterized. Gene Ontology annotation, biological process: positive regulation of TORC1 signaling. Gene Ontology annotation, cellular component: cytoplasm. NCBI's taxonomy places the organism in Eukaryota, Fungi, Ascomycota, Dothideomycetes, Pleosporales, Trematosphaeriaceae. Gene Ontology annotation, molecular function: protein binding. The record is from RefSeq and is a predicted model, not a curated record. The transcript is spliced from 2 exons. Bases 181 to 3075 code for a protein of 964 amino acids.